AUGGAUGAAUCAAUUUCAACUGCAAAAUCAGUUACACAAAUUAUGAGAGAUUUUCUGAGUUGGCCAAGACGACACGAAAUGCACAAUGAGCCAAUAAACAGUGGCGCUUAUGUCUUAGGUAUUGCUGGCUGUUCAAACAGCGGUAAAACAACACUUUCAAAAACAUUAUCUACUACUCUGAUUAAAGAAGGUAUGCGAGUAGCAGUGCUUCCUCAAGAUGCAUUUUAUUAUCCGAUGGAACAACUGGAACGUGUCGUCAGCCGCUCAAAUCCAGAAAUUAUAUUUUAUAAUUAUGAUACAAUAAAUGCGUUGGAUAUGCAGAAAUUUGUGUUAAAUGUACAAAAAGCAAUUACUGAAAAUGAUUUUGUGAUUGCUGAAGGGAAUAUGAUAAUGGAAAUUAGUAGUUUGCGCCAGCUGUUACAUCGAUGUAUUUUUAUUACAUUAAAUUAUAGUUUGUGUGAACAAAGACGCACAGCUCGUGAAUAUAAUCCUAUGGACUUACCUGGAUACCUGGAAGAAAUUGUUUGGCCCACAUACAGAAACCAUUUAGCUAAUGCUUUCAGUCUUGCUCAUCAUUUGUCAACUAUUGUUUUUGUUGAUGGAAAUAUUCAGGGAUUUUCUAGCGAAUUUGAAGUGAAAAUGAUGCUUUCAAAACUAUCCACAAACUUAUUGCUAAUUCAAGCCGAUGAACUACAAUUAUCUUAUGCACUUGAAUUUGUUAAUAAACCAAAAAGUGGUGGUAUAUCAAUAUUUUUAGGAACUACAAGGGAUAACUUUGGUGACAAAGUGGUUGAUCGCUUAGAAUUUGAGGCAUAUGAUGAGAUGGUUUAUAAAGAAUUAGAUAGAUUGUGUUAUGAACUACGAAAAAGCUACCCUACAAUUGAUAGGAUUGCAUUGUUUCACAGAGUGGGAAAAGUAUUUGUUGGCGAAGCAUCAGUAAUAAUGGCUGUAAGUGCACCGCAUAGACAAGAUACAUUUCGAGCAACUGAGAAAGGAAUUGAUUAUUUGAAAAAUCGAAUUCCUAUUUGGAAAAAAGAGGUCUAUUCGGAUGAUACAUAUUGCUGGAAAAGAAAUUCGUAA
Molecule: messenger RNA, 1080 nt
Organism: Brugia malayi
Lineage: Eukaryota; Metazoa; Nematoda; Chromadorea; Rhabditida; Onchocercidae
Gene: Bma-nmrk-1
Product: Zinc finger, C2H2 type family protein
Exons: 9
Coding region: 1-1080 (359 amino acids)
Biological process (GO): Mo-molybdopterin cofactor biosynthetic process
Cellular component (GO): cytosol
Source: RefSeq, a predicted model, not a curated record